AUGGCUCAUCACGACAAUUCCAGAUCGUCGCGCUCGCCCUCCAAGAGCAGCAUGGCGUCCCCGGCUGCAUGGCUUCCCUACACGGGUGAGCAAAGAUUGGUCGCGACGAAGGCACUGCACAAUCGCUAUAUCGAGACUCACAAGUCCCACGAUUGGUUUCUCCGACUCGCCGAUGCAAUGAGUGUCGAGAAGGCCGAUCCCCUGCAAAGCAAGAUGUUUGCCAAGAUGUAUGUCUUCAUGCGUGACUUCAUGCCACAGGGCCUCACCGGCAAGUACGCACACAUCCGUGGGGACGAUGUCAUGCGGCAUUUGCUCUGCCACAACGAGCAUACCGUGUCUCGCCACAAGGUGUCCAAGGCCGCAGAUACGGCAUGGAGGGAAAUGGAGAAGUGGGUGAAGGGGGGUGCCACAUGGAAGGAGGCUCUUCAGGAUGCCCGGCGAGAGACGCGACACAAGAACAGGAGGACUCCCAUGUGCCCUGGACUUCACAGCCCUGCCGGCCUGUUAGCCGUAAUGAUUAUUGCUCACCCCGAUCCGGAUUCCAAGUUCAGGAAUUGGAUUGGGCAGCUGCAGAUCGACUGGAUGAUGACGCAGCCGCGAGGCAGGCUCGACGUCCGUCACGGCUUCUGGAAGGGGAUCAACGACAGCAACCUCUACACCGUUUUCUUGGCCGAGGAGGAUCGCGAGGCCGAUAUAACUAUGUUGGCUGAUUAUACGCGCCUAUUCCAGCACUUCCUGCGUUGUCGGAAAGACAUGAGACCAUAUCUUCCACCGUGGGCCAAGUCCAUCACUUUGACCGAGGAACCUUUGGACAUCGAAGACUCGGAGCCGGACGAUGGCGACAACAACAACAACAACGACGACGAAAAUAGCGCGGCGCACGGGAUGCUGGCGGCGGCGGCGGAGCGAACAGACGAAGCCAUCUGGCGAGAGGCCAUCGACCUCGCCCGGGUGGCGGAGCCGAAGGACCUGCAAGAAUGGCUGGGCGAUGCGCUGGCCCAGGGUUCCACCGAACUCCUGUCGACGUGGUGCCAUCAUUGGGAGAAGAGGAUGGAAAAUGCCACGAGCUUCGAGGACCAGCUCGUCAUCCGCUCGCUCUUCAUGGAGAGCCUCCGCAGACUGAACAGUCUCUUUGCGAGCUCCUUUGCGGCCGGAUACAUGGUCGUGGAUAUGAGCGACGGGGUCAGGACAGCACGGGAAGAUAACUCCGACGGCAUACGGGUGGAAAAGCUGCCUGCCUACAUUGUAUUAAAGGCCUGCCACAGCAAGCUCACGCGCCUUGCUGAGGCCUCUCUGAGCGCGGCAGCGACCGGGGUCGUGAAGAGACUACUCAAGCAGCAGGUCGACUGUAUACUGGAAGUGAUGGUGUCGUCGCCCUUCUUCGACCAUUGGCGGGCAGUCCUCUCGUUCCAUACCAUUCGCCUCCAAGUUCUCCUCCACGACCACCAGGAAGGGGCCUCUCCCGAGGGAUCAGAUACGAGAGAGCUUCUCUUCAACCAGCAUACCAUCAGCAGACUCCAGCUUACCGACUGGCAGAUGCUGUCUCUGGCUCUGAGCGACCCUUCAGAAGCACUUACUGGUUGCCAACUCCGCAUCUUCCGCCAGACGACCUCCGAGCUGGCGUGCGACGACGUCAUCGACCUAGGCGACAACAAACCCAGGUCCAUUGCCCAUCAGACAAUCGCACCUGUCGUACAGAUGAAGCACCCAACCUUACCCAAGCUAUUCGGCGGAAUAGAGCCUCCUGCUCGCAACACACCACCGCUCACGCCACGCCAAGAUGAAUCAGCACUCGUACAGAACACGGCGAAUGCCAUGCACACAACGUCUUCGCGGAACACGUCGCCGAAGCGCCCAACGCUGGCGUCUGUGUGGACUACAUCGCCAACGCGCCAAACGCUGCCUGGCUCGCCAGUCCUUGGGGUAGGAAUGCCUCGGUCACAAUCGCCGCACAAGCAUUCCAACCCACUGAGCACCAACUUUCCACGCCUUCCGAGUACGCCGUCGGUCCUUGCUCCUGUCUCCUCUCCGACGAAGGAGGCAAAGAAGAGCGUCUGGGAAAAUCGGUCCUUUACUGGACAGAAACGACCAUGUAGCCCCGACUUGCGAGAUCCGAAAAGGCGCCUCGUGAGUUUCACGCGAAACGAGCUGGCAGAAGAUCUGCAGCUCUUCAAGGACGAUAUGAAGGCUGGGGUGGAAAGCUACAGUUCCCAGGUAUCGAAGGAGUUGGACAAGAUUACCCACGCCCUAGCCAAGUCGAGAGAGCGUGCGAUCACAGACGACAAGGUCCGAGACCUCGUCAGAGGCGAACUUCAGAUGCCCCUCGACAGGAUCGAGACUGUAUGCAGCUCUAUCCAGGCAAGCCAAGCGGUCGUCGUCAAGGAGAUCGGACAAUUUUCGUCAGAGGUCGAGGAGCUCGCAAAGGUUCAAUCUGGAGUGGGGGAAAUGCGAGACGCCAAUACCAAAGAGCUCCACGCGGUGCGAUUGUAUCAAGAGACGCAGCUCGAGGAGAUCCAGGCCCUGCGGGACAAUGUCCAGUCGCUGCAAAACUUGGCAGAAAUACUUCAGACGCAACAAAACUCCCACCACAAGGAUAUACGCGACUUGACAGAGAUGCUCCAAGCACAGAAAGAUGCCCGUCUCAAGGAGUCGGAAGACUGGGCAGCAAAGCUUCGGCUACAACGCGAGGCCCAGGGCAAGCAGAUGGACGAUUGGGCGGAGACGCUUCGGUUGCAACAUGAAGCCCAGGGCAUAGAGAUCAAGGGGCUGUUGGCCAAGCCAGUGCCUCAGCUCGGACAGGAGGGCUACCUCGCUCGAGAGUGUCCGGCACCGUCUGGGUGUACUCAAGAGGUCUAUGUCUCGAAACUCACGCGCGCUGCUUGGCAGUUCAUCUUUAUCAUGGGCAACCCAGAUGGAGGCGUCGGCCCAGAUGCGGAAGCCCUGCAGGCAACUUGUGAGCAUUUCCCGGAGCUCGACGAACAGCACAUCGUGAGUGCAAUUGAGCAUGUGCAAAUGCAGACAUGGGGUUAUCCAUUGCAUGAGCCAGAUGCGGACGAGGGGUCAUCCAUUGCUUCAAACAGACUGGGACUGAUGGUACACCUGUAA
Anthostomella pinea is the source of this 3105-nucleotide messenger RNA. The record is from the annotation of a GenBank genome assembly. NCBI's taxonomy places the organism in Eukaryota, Fungi, Ascomycota, Sordariomycetes, Xylariales, Xylariaceae.